Messenger RNA from Acaromyces ingoldii, 1868 nucleotides. Its product is annotated as 3-hydroxyacyl-CoA dehydrogenase. The coding region runs from base 54 to 1868 and encodes 604 amino acids. Gene Ontology annotation, biological process: fatty acid metabolic process. Lineage: Eukaryota; Fungi; Basidiomycota; Exobasidiomycetes; Exobasidiales; Cryptobasidiaceae. Gene Ontology annotation, molecular function: NAD+ binding; oxidoreductase activity, acting on the CH-OH group of donors, NAD or NADP as acceptor. The record is from RefSeq and is a predicted model, not a curated record. The transcript is spliced from 4 exons.
CGUCACCCAUUCUCGGGGCAUGCCAGCAUGGGCGCACGUUCAACCCAACAACCAUGGUCUACAGACAGCCGUCGAGCAUCGAAGGGCUGGCGCACACCAUCAUUGGUGCGGGCACCCUCGGCCGGCGGAUCGCCCUCAUGUGGCUGACCCAGGGCGGCACUGUGCACCUCUUCGACUCCAAUGCGGAGGCGCUUCAGAGCGCACAGACGUUCAUCGACGAGAAAAUCGACGCCGUUCUCCUCGAAGUCGUCCCCAACGGCAAGAGGGGCACGCUCAAGGUAUUUACCGACCGCAGCGAGGCGCUGCAGGCGACAUGGCUCGUCACCGAGGCGGUGCCUGAGAAUCGCCAGCUCAAGAUCGAUGUCCUGGGAGAGCUCGACGCCGCCACGCCCGAGUCGGUCAUCAUUGCGACGAACAGCUCCAGCUUCACAGCCAGCGAGAUCAUCGACAAGGUCACCAACAGGGCGCGGAUCAUCAACAUGCACUACUACUUGCCGCCCCGUCUGCUGCCCCUCGAGAUCAUGCCCAACCCGUACACCGACGCUGGCAUCCUGCCGCUCCUCGUCGAGCAGUCGCAGCGCCACGGUCUGCUUACCUAUGCGGUCAAGAAGGAGUCCGUCGGCCUGAUUGCCAACCGGGUCUGGGCGGCCAUCAAGCGCGAGUGCCUCUACGUCGUCGCCGAGGGCGUCGCUGAGCCAGCGCAGAUCGACAGCCUGCUGCAAAAGGGCCUCGGCUUCGCCCACCCUCCCUUCUACGCCAUGGACCUCGUGGGCCUGGACGUCGUCCGCGAUAUCGAGGCACACUAUCGCCACAAUCGCAAGGGUCUUCCCGACGAGGUCAUGCAUCUGCUCGACGACAAGAUCGCCAAGAACGAGCUGGGGGCCAAGACGGGUCAGGGUUUCUAUCCUCACCCUCCCAAGAAGGAGGUCGACGCCGACGCUGACGCCGACGCCGACGACCACUUGAUCUACCUCGACAUCGUCAAGGGCGAGGUGCGCUCCAUGACGACGGCGGGAACCGGGGUCAAGAUCCUUGUCGGCGGCCUCCGCACGUGCUCGGACGGCGUCCAGGUCGACAGUGCCACCGGCGACGUGUACUUCACCAACAUGGGUUCCUCGCCCACGGCCAGCGACGGCACCAUUUCCAAGCUUGCCAAGGGCGAGACCGAGGCCAAGGUUGUCGUGCCCAGCGGCGCCAUCUUUACGCCCAAGCAGUGCCACCUUGACCAGGGCGCACGCAAGAUCUACUGGGCGGACCGCGAAGGCGGCCGUGUGCAGCGCGCCCAUCUCGACGGAUCGCAGGUCGAGACGCUGUACGACGCGGCACCGGGCAAGCCUCGCCCCCUGACCGACGCGCUCGACUGGUGCGUGGGUGUGACGGUGGACCCCAAGCAGAAGCUCGUCUACUGGACCCAAAAGGGCCUCAGCAAGGGCUCCGUCGGUCGCAUUCUGCGGGCCAACCUCGAGGUCCCGGCAGGCCUGACGGCGCAGACCAGAACGGACAUCGAGACGCUGUUCGACCACAUGCCCGAGCCCAUCGACCUGGAGAUUGAUUCUGAGGAACAGCUGCUGUUCUGGACGGACCGCGGCGACCCGCCCUUUGGCAACACGCUGAACAAGUACGACGUGAGCACCGCCCUGGAGCCCAAGCGGAAGCCCCAGCAGCCAGACGGGCGCCUCAUCGUCGCUGAGCGCUUCCACGAGGCCAUUGGUCUGGCGCUGGACACAGAGAAGCGCCUCGUCUACGUGUCCGACCUGCUGGGCUCGCUCUGGAAGACUGACUACGAGGGAAAGACCAAGACGGCCCUUGUCCGCGACGAGGGCAACUUCUCGGGCCUCGCCUUUGUCCGCGGCCAGUCAAGCCAGUAG